Glossina fuscipes is the source of this 2032-nucleotide messenger RNA. RefSeq names its product cyclin-dependent kinase 9 (gene Cdk9). Lineage: Eukaryota; Metazoa; Arthropoda; Insecta; Diptera; Glossinidae. The record is from RefSeq and is a predicted model, not a curated record. Gene Ontology annotation, cellular component: nucleus. Gene Ontology annotation, biological process: protein phosphorylation. Gene Ontology annotation, molecular function: ATP binding; cyclin-dependent protein serine/threonine kinase activity. Bases 264 to 1508 code for a protein of 414 amino acids. The transcript is spliced from 4 exons.
CAUUCACAGAUUAAAUUUCACGUGCAAAUGCAUGUCCAUGUGCGAGCAAUAUGAAUGGGGAGGAGAAGCGUAUCCACCGAAGAACAACCAAGGCAUAGAGCUCAAUGUUUAACCUCUCGAAUAUCCCAAACAGCAGGUGUCCAAACAAACCAUGAUAGAGAUGAUGAUGAUGAUGAUGAUGAUGAUGAUGAAAAGUAAAAAGAUCAUAGCCAUAAGCAUUUAUAGCUUAGUUGUGUUCCUCUACAUAUGUUACCAGUAGACGAAUGUAUAUACAAGAAUUGUACUCCAUAAUAACUGAAGAUAUGCAACAGCAAAUACUGCCUACGGUAGCUCCACCACAACCAGGAACUCCUACUGGUUCUGGACGUGCAAUGUCGAUGUUCGAUAAACAAAAAUACAUCGAAGAUUAUGAUUUUCCAUAUUGCGAUGAAUCUUCUAAAUAUGAGAAAGUGGCAAAAAUCGGUCAAGGUACGUUUGGUGAGGUAUUUAAAGCGCGCGAAAAGAAAAGUAAUAAAAAAUUUGUGGCUAUGAAGAAAGUCUUAAUGGAAAAUGAAAAAGAAGGGUUUCCAAUUACGGCUCUCAGAGAAAUACGUAUAUUACAACUACUUAAACAUGAGAAUGUCGUUAAUCUGAUAGAGAUAUGUCGUACGAAAGCUACUGCUCAUAACGGUUACCGUUCCACUUUUUAUUUAGUAUUCGAUUUCUGCGAACACGAUUUGGCCGGCUUACUCUCGAACAUGAAUGUAAAGUUCAGUUUGGGUGAAAUUAAAAAAGUCAUGCAGCAAUUGCUAAAUGGUCUGUACUAUAUUCACAGUAAUAAGAUAUUGCACCGCGAUAUGAAGGCUGCUAAUGUCCUGAUAACUAAGCACGGAGUCUUGAAAUUGGCUGAUUUUGGCUUGGCUCGAGCUUUUAGUAUACCAAAAAAUAAUGUUACAAAUCGCUAUACAAAUCGUGUGGUUACAUUAUGGUAUCGUCCGCCAGAAUUAUUAUUAGGGGAUCGUAAUUACGGUCCGCCAGUUGAUAUGUGGGGAGCUGGUUGCAUAAUGGCAGAAAUGUGGACACGUUCACCUAUCAUGCAAGGCAAUACUGAGCAACAACAAUUGACUCUCAUCUAUCAGUUGUGUGGCUCUUUCAGUCCUGAGGUAUGGCCAGGUGUAGACGAACUGGAAUUGUAUAACAAAUUGGAAUUUCCAAAAAAUCAAAAGCGACGUGUUAAGGAGAGGUUGAGGCCUUAUGUUAAAGAUGCUUACGGGUGCGAUUUACUGGAUAAGCUUUUAACGCUCGAUCCCAAAAAACGCAUUGACGCAGAUACGGCUUUGAAUCAUGAUUUCUUUUGGACAGAUCCCAUGCCUUGCGAUUUAGGUAAAAUGUUGUCACAGCACUUGCAAAGCAUGUUUGAAUACUUGGCACAACCGAGACGUACAAAUCAAAUGCGGAAUUAUCAUCAGCCAAUGGUAAAUAUAAAUCAAAAACCUCCUGAUAACACAAUGAUUGACCGCGUGUGGUAAAAUUCGCUGCCAUAAGUAAUUCGAAUGACAAUAUUUAAAGAGGGUCGAAGGAGAAACCAAAUGCAAAGAAAUACAAAAAAAAAGGUCAGAGACCUAUUACGAUCAGGUUUCAAAUAUCGCCUAACUAAUAUUAUAAGUUAGCGCUAUUUCCGGUAUGCGGUCCACGGACUGACAAAGAUUACUCGAUUUGAAAACUGUAUGAAUGCGCUGUAAGUUGCAGUAAAUAUACAGCCCUCUAUGUAAACGUCGGAUUAAGCCGAACCUAGGAACUAAGACGAGUUCUCCAGCUAUAUUUUGAUUAUAUCAUAUUUAUAUUUUUUAAAGAAUUUUUUGAUUGUAUGUAACAGAACAUAAUAAAUAUGGAAAAAAAAAAUUAAAUUAAAAUCACAAAAAUGUCAGGUUUAUUAUGUACCUAGAGAUUUAAUGUAUGUUGCUAAGUAAGGAAAUAAAGUUAAUUUAUAAAUUGAAGUAUAAAAAGUGGAUUAUUUUCUGCAGUCAGAUGCUGCCAAGCUGUGCUUUACUAU